This is a messenger RNA of Peromyscus maniculatus bairdii (prairie deer mouse), 5137 nucleotides long. It is a transcript of the gene Tbca, whose product is annotated as tubulin folding cofactor A. The record is from RefSeq and is a predicted model, not a curated record. Gene Ontology annotation, molecular function: beta-tubulin binding. Gene Ontology annotation, biological process: tubulin complex assembly; post-chaperonin tubulin folding pathway. Gene Ontology annotation, cellular component: cytosol; microtubule cytoskeleton. NCBI's taxonomy places the organism in Eukaryota, Metazoa, Chordata, Mammalia, Rodentia, Cricetidae.
CCCACCGCCCCUUCUGCGCCGGCGCGCCGCGCAGUCCCGCCCCCUCCUUCCUGCGGCGCUCUAGGGACCAUGGCCGAUCCUCGCGUGAGGCAGAUCAAGAUCAAGACCGGCGUGGUGAAGCGGUUGGUCAAAGAAAAAGUGAUGUAUGAGAAAGAAGCAAAACAGCAAGAAGAAAAGAUAGAAAAGAUGAAGGCUGAGGACGGUGAAAACUACGCCAUUAAGAAGCAGGCAGAAAUCCUGCAAGAGUCCCGGAUGAUGAUCCCAGAUUGCCAGCGCCGGUUAGAGGCUGCAUAUACUGAUCUUCAGCAGAUAUUAGAAAGUGAAAAAGACUUGGAAGAAGCCGAGGAGUAUAAAGAAGCACGUGUAGUUCUGGAUUCAGUGAAGUUAGAAGCCUGAAGUUUUGCUGUACAGGGUGUUUUUUGCAUUAAAUCCUGGGGUCCACUCUACAAUUCGUUAUUUUUGGCCACUGCUGUGUUUAGUAAUAUGAAAAUGUGGUUCUUUUUAUGCAGUUGCAUAUAUUUUUCUUUGCAUAACUUAAUGUGUCAAAUGAAUGAGUUCAUCUAAUAAAAUUGUUUAUUUCAUACUUUACAAAAAUUUCAGUUGGCCACUUAGUUAAAUGGUUGUUCAUUAAGUCACAUAGGUGUUUUUGACAUAUGUCACUUUCUAUCUGAAGGUUAAAUUGUAAUUGUAGACUGGUUUAAAAAUAGAGUACAUCAGCUGGGGAGACCAGGGAGGAGUCUGUCUGUGCAGAUGUGGGAGCCCAUGUCCCUGCUGGGCAGACUUCUGGUGCGGCCUUUGGGCAGAGUGGCGCCCACACCCCUGUGGGUAACCCCCCACUUACUCUCUGUAAGAGUUCCCAAUAAACUCAUGGGUUCCCCAGCUUGAAUUGUGGCAGAAUCAUGCCUUGGUGUGUGUUGGGCCCUUGACUUGGUUUGUGUGUCCCCACGAAGGAAUUCAGCAACGUGACGGCACAGCCAAAAGUGGACUGGAGUUUGUACUUCUUGUCCUGUUUUGGUGUGGUGCUAGUGAUGGACCUCGGGCUUCAGACAUGGAGGCCAAGUGCUCUGCCACCAAUUCACCUCUCCCGCUGGAGUUUUGACUUCCUUCCUAUUCUGAGAUAGGCUCUGGUUAAGCUCCUCGGGUUCCCUGAGCUCACAAUAGAGUUCACAAAGGCCUCAAACUUAAUUCUGCCUGUCUCAGUCUCCUGACUCGCUGAACUUACAGAUCAUUGCUACCAGGUGCAGCCAAACUGUCUUCAUGACUGGAAACAAGUAUCAUUUUGUCACCAAGUAUUUUUCCUGCAGGAUUAUAAGCCUGUUGGCAAAUCAUUUAAGGUUUUGUUUGUUUGUUUUUUCUCUAGAGUAUACAACUCACUUAGUUUCUUAUAUGCCUAGAACAUGUGGGUAACUUCACGGCCUCAGCUAAACAUGGCAUUGAUACAGUGAACCAAAAUAGUACUAAAUAACAUAGGAAGUGUAAAACCACGAUGGAGAAAAGACACAGGGCUAGAAGUGCUUACAGUGGUGGUGUGUUGAUCUGGUUUUCUGGACAGCAUGUACCCUCCUCCCGAUUUAGUCUCUUAUUUGUACUUGGCUAUGGGAAGAUCAGACCUAGUGAGUCGUUUUUCCCCAGUGAUCCUGACAGGAGCUUUCCGGUUGAGCUUUCAUCAUUUGCAUUUCUUAAUGGGUGUUAAUUUCUCCUUAGCCUGUACUGCACCAUGUAAACAGUUCUUAGGAAGAAAUAGGACAGGGGCGGGAGGGGGGUACACUGAAAAUAAGCACGUUUGUAAGUAAUGAAAACUGAUUGAUAUAAUGUACAUCUAACAUUUCUUAACUUUCUUGACAGUAACAUUCAAAGCUUAACAUUUUACAACUGCCUAUACCUGUGCACUGAAUCUCUUCCAAAUUGAAGAGUCAAACUUGUUUAAUCUAAAUCACUUUGCAGACUUCAUCACAUUAGUUGGCUUUUUAAAAACCCUAUCAAAUUUAAUAAGGACAUAUCCUAUAGUUGGUUGUCAUUUAAAUCUUAUUAUCAGGUCAUUUAGAUAAACCAAGGACAGAUUAAUCCCUUCUUUGACAAAUUGGGGAUUUUAAAUGUUGGUGGAAAUCUGGUGUGAGAGCAUGAGUUCUGAAGCUUUGGCAUUAAAGGGUUAAUCAGAUGGUGUAGUCCUUGAAGCCCUGUUGAGUGUGUUAGCUGGAAAGAAUUGAAUGGUUUAGAAAUAGUGUACUGUGAAACAAAUUAGAAGUAUUAGUGUAAUUGAAAUUCAAGAGUGCUUCUUAAAAUCCACAUCAUACUCCACUACUCAUCUUCCUGCUCUCAUGAGAAGUAUUUUGCAUUGGACACUCACACAGACAUGUAGAAUUAUCUUACAGUAGGCCCAUGCCUUCCUUCUAAUGCAUGCCUUCUGAUGCUUUUGUAUUUUUCAAGGGAAAUAUUUUCAGUAUGUAUUUACAAAAGAUGUAAAUACUUUUAAUGCACAGUUCUUUCAAAUUAAUACAGUUUUUUUUUUUUCAAUAAAAGAUGAAUGAAAAAUGGUUCAUUCACAGAGGAAGAAAUGCAAAUGAAUAGUUGUGUUCCUAAUGUUCUAAUCAGGUUCAAAUUGAUAAUGAAUACCAAGUUGUUAGCCUGGUAUAUUUAAGUAUCAGCUGAUAAGACGAGAUAAGGGGAAGAAAUGAGAAAUUAAUACUGGAGAAGUUGCACUGUUCUCAUUAUAAGCAGCUGAUAAGUACCAGGAAAACAUGAACUACCUGUACAAUUAGAUAUUAAAUUAAUACAGGCACUUACAAAACUAUCCAAAAGUGAAGACUUUGAUUAUGUCACCCAAAAAGACAUGUGGAAGACCUAACCUCCAUAGUUUGAGAUUGGAGCUGUGUUUGUAAAUGGGACUCUUGUAGAAAGAGAUGAAACCAUUGAUUCACCCAGUAUGACUGACAUCCUAGUGGUGAGAGGACAGGAGAAGGCCAUAUGAUGUCCCUGUGAGCUAUGGGCACCCAGGGGAUGCAGAAGUAAAGAGGCAGCCAUGGCGUGUUCUCCCGUGGUAUCUCAGGAUCUAACCAUGCUGAUGUUCAGGGAGAUGUGAAAUAGUCUGUCCUCACACCCAGGCUGUGGUUCUUCCAGCAGUCAUGAAAUGUGUGUGUAGAACCCAGGAGCUCUCACGUGUGGCAGCAGUAACCAAAUAGAAGAGGACUGAGUGAGCUCCAGAGAGUCAAAUAGGAUACUUUAAAAGUAACUUGUACUGUAUAUGGAGAAAAAAUACUGUGGAAAAAGUGUUAUUUCUUGUGUCAAUUGAAGUUCAAUGUACAACAGUUUGAAGCAAGGAAGAGUUUGAUGGAAUGACUCUGAAAUCCAACGGAAGGACUUUUGUUGUUGUUCAAACAGGAAGCCAGAGCUGGGAGUGAAAUAUGAAAAAGAAUGUUGAGAAAACUAGCUCUGCCUACUAUUACAACUUACACCUCAAUACGUGACACUUGCCUAGUGUGUACGAGGACCUGGGUUUGAUCCCUAGAGCUCACACACCAAGUGCAUGCACACAUACUUUCUGUAAAGAGAAAAUGGGGUCAGGAGCAAAUUAUAUAUGAUAUAUAUAUAUAUGGAAAUACAUACAAAUUUACAUGUACAUACAUAAAUUCAGUGUAUGAUAAAAGGUAUUUUAGACCCCUGGAGGAAAAAUAGAUUAUUAUUGACUCGCUAGCAAUCUGAAAAACAAAAUACAGAUAUUUUUACCUCUGACACCAAAAUACAUUUAAGUUGGUCAAAGAUUUCAAUAUGAAAGAGAAAAAGAAUAAAAAGCUGGAAGAAACUACUGAUGAAGACUUUUUCAAUUCGUGCAGUGAGUAGAGAAGAUGGAGCUUAGUGCACUGUUAGGAGAAUAUUUUCAAGAUUCUCCACAAAUUAAUGUUAGAUGCAACCCAGCCUGCAUCAAAACUAGGGAUAGGGCAAAUAAGCAGAAGACUACCUCGGAAAAUCUUAAGAUGGAGCCUGGUCAGGAGAAAGGUAAGAAGCAUUGCCGAGGAUGCUGAAGUUUAAGCUACCCAUCGGGAAGGGUGGAACUGGUGUCAUCUAAGACGCCCACAGAAGAGACAAAAGAGAGCUGUACCCAGCAUUUAUCACAUGCUUGCCUCAUAGAGCCUCGGCAGUGGUGCACACCUUUAAUCCCAGCACUCAGGAGGCAGAAGCAGGUGGAUCUCUGUGAGUUCAAGUCCAGCCUGGUCUACAGAGUGAGUUCCAGGACAGCCAAGGCCACACAGAGAAACCCUGUCUAGGAAAAAACAAAAAAAUAGGAAAAGAAGAAAAGAAAUCAAUUGAGGAAGCUUGGACAUUGGAUAAUUGAUACCAAUGAAUUAGUAUUAAUUUCUUAGUUGUGAUGUUGUUAUAUUUGGUUGUGUUUUUUUUUUAACAGCGGUGCAUAUCUUUGAGAGGUUAUGCUGGUGUAUUGAUCAACUAAAUUACAACAUGGAUGAGUUUUUCUUGAAAGCAAUUCAACAGACUGAGACAGUCACUGCUGACAUGGUCAUUUUGUUUUGCUUACUUAUUGUUGAGACCAUAAAGUUCUUCCCAUAUCCUGGAUACUGUACCACAUGUAUCUUUGGGACGUACUUCCUCCCAAUCUAGCAUAUAGGUGGCCAGUUCUUCAGCACUAUUUGCUAAACAGACUGCGCUUGCCGUUUUCCGAUUAAUUGGCCAAGUUCUGUGGGCUGCUUCCGGACCCUGUUCUGUUCCACUGACCCAUUUUCUGUCCUUUCAACACCACCUGUCUCGACUGCUCUCACUUUAUAGCAAACCUUGAAAUUGGACAGUGCUAUCCCCCAUCAGCCUGUGUUAUUUAUUCUGGGUGGUGUUUUUAUUUAUUUAUUUAUUUAUUUAUUUAUUUAUUUAUUUAUUUAUUUAAUCCAUGAAUCAAUUCAUUGGUCUCCACAGAUAACCUGCUGAGAUUUUGAUGGGAUUGCAUGAGGCUGUAGAUGAAUGAAGUCAAGAAGGACUGACAUCUUAACACUGUCGCUAAAAACAUGGAUGUCUAUCUAGUUUUUUAUUUUGUUCCCUGUAAUUUGCCCCAAGGACAUCUUGUAUGGAUUCUGUUAGUUAACACCUGUGUAUUUCAUUUUCCAGGCAUUCAGAAAUAAAUUAUACUGUGCUUUUA